GAGUAUGAAACCAAAGGCGUUUGGGAAGACAAAAACAAAGGAAACACAAGGAAGAAAAGGGUUUGGUCACUCCAUAAAAGUAUUCCAAUUUUACCCCUCCGACUAGAAAGAAAGAAAAAAAGAGCCAGUGUGUGCGCCAAACAACACACAGAUAGAUAAUUGAAUCUCAAAUCCAUCAACGAAUCGAUCUUCUGCUCUUCACCAUCAUAACAAAAAAACCUAAUUCAACCUCCAAAUGCCACAUUAUUCUUCAUCGAUCUGUCUCACACGAUCCGAAUAAUGCUAAUCGGAUUCGGUUGAUGCGUUCCUGAUUCGAUUCAGUUUGUAGAGAUUUCCGUAAUUUUGUUUAUUGUUCGGUUGAUUAAUUAAUAGAAGAGGAAAUGAACGGUGGUGAUGGAGGAGGAGGUGUUGCGGCAGCUCCGGCGGAUCCACCACCGCCGCUUGACUGGAAAUUCUCGCAGGUGUUUGGUGAACGAACCGCCGGUGAAGAAGUUCAGGAAGUGGAUAUCAUCUCAGCAAUUGAGUUUGAUAAAAGCGGUGAUCAUCUUGCAACUGGCGAUCGUGGGGGCAGGGUGGUAUUAUUUGAGAGAACAGAUACAAAGGAGAAUGGUGGAAGUAGAAAGGAUUUAGAGACGAUUGAUUACGCUACAAGUAGGCAUCCAGAGUUCCGUUACAAAACUGAAUUCCAAAGCCAUGAACCUGAGUUUGAUUAUUUAAAGAGUUUGGAGAUUGAGGAGAAAAUUAACAAAAUUAGAUGGUGCCAAACAGCCAAUGGUGCCCUUUUUCUUCUGUCGACUAACGAUAAAACCAUUAAGUUCUGGAAGGUUCAAGAGAAGAAAGUCAAGAAAGUUGCAAGCAUGAAUAUGGACCCUUCUAAAGCUGUUGGAAAGAGCAAUAUUGGCAGUUCAAGUGUUUCAUCAAGUACUAAUUCUCAUCUUGCAAAUGGGGGAUACAAAGAUACAUCGUCCACUAAUUUGAUCAACGACUUCAAAUUUCCUCCAGGUGGCAUCCCAUCACUGCGUCUACCUGUGGUGACUUAUAAUGAGACCAGUCUUGUUACAAAAUGUAGAAGAGUGUAUGCUCAUGCACAUGAUUAUCAUAUCAAUUCGAUCUCAAAUAACAGUGAUGGCGAAACGUUCAUCUCAGCUGAUGAUCUUCGGAUAAACCUUUGGAAUUUGGAAAUUAGCAAUCAAAGUUUCAAUAUUGUUGAUGUCAAGCCUGCCAACAUGGAGGAUCUUACAGAGGUGAUUACAUGUGCUGAGUUUCAUCCAACUCACUGUAGCACACUAGCUUAUAGUAGUUCAAAAGGAUCCAUUCGCCUCAUUGAUUUGCGUCAGUCAGCGUUAUGCGAUAAACAUUCUAAAUUGUUCGAGGAACACGAAGCACCUGGUUCUAAAUCGUUUUUCACAGAGAUAAUAGCGUCUACCUCUGAUAUUAAGUUUGGAAGGGAUGGAAGAUAUAUACUUAGCCGUGAUUACAUGACCCUUAAGCUAUGGGACAUCAACAUGGACUCUGGUCCGGUUUCAACAUUCCAGGUGCAUGACCAUUUAAGACCUAAGCUAUGUGAUCUAUAUGAAAACGAUUCAAUCUUCGAUAAAUUUGAAUGCUGUUUGAGUGGUGAUGGCCAGCGAGUUGCAACUGGUUCCUACAGUAAUUUAUUCCGCGUGUUUGGGUGCGCUCCUGGCAGUAAUGAAUCUACUACCUUGGAAGCUAGCAAAAACCCAAUGAGGAGACAAGUGCAGACACCUUCAAGGCCUUCCACCCUAAGCAGUUUAACCCGUGCAGUUAGACGAGGAGGAGGAGGAGAGAGCUCAGGGGUUGAUGCAAACGGGAAUUCAUUUGAUUUCACAACGAAGCUGCUCCACCUGGCGUGGCAUCCUAGUGAAAACUCUAUAGCUUGUGCUGCUGCUAACAGCUUGUACAUGUAUUAUGCCUGAAAGGCACUAAGCACGUAACAGUUUAAAAAAAAAAUAUCACUUGCCAACUCAGAUAGACGGCUUCUUUUCGGGACAACUCUAAUAGAUGAAUUCAGAAAAGCCAUAGGAGGAGCCACGGGUUACGGUUCAACGUCUAUUCCUUUCAUUUUACUUUUUUUUUGUUGUUGGAAAAUAACUGUUUUUUUUUUUAUUGUGUUGGGUUGAAGUGAGGAAGAAAGAUUCAAAUUGUAGCUCUCCUACAACCUUUAUGAAUAUGUGGAACUUAGGGUCAAAGUCAAAGAUGUAGUAGUUUUAGACAUCAUGUUUAUAUAUAUUCAUCCUCUUUUACCAUAUACGAUUUUCUCUGUAUCAAAAAUUUCUUGCACUUU
Helianthus annuus (common sunflower) is the source of this 2305-nucleotide messenger RNA. RefSeq names its product serine/threonine protein phosphatase 2A 55 kDa regulatory subunit B beta isoform. The transcript has 14 exons. Lineage: Eukaryota; Viridiplantae; Streptophyta; Magnoliopsida; Asterales; Asteraceae. Gene Ontology annotation, cellular component: cytosol; protein phosphatase type 2A complex. The record is from RefSeq and is a predicted model, not a curated record. Gene Ontology annotation, biological process: peptidyl-serine dephosphorylation. Gene Ontology annotation, molecular function: protein binding; protein phosphatase regulator activity. The coding region runs from base 381 to 1937 and encodes 518 amino acids.